Messenger RNA from Saccostrea cuccullata (small rock oyster), 652 nucleotides. RefSeq names its product collagen alpha-1(XIV) chain-like. The transcript has 4 exons. NCBI's taxonomy places the organism in Eukaryota, Metazoa, Mollusca, Bivalvia, Ostreida, Ostreidae. The record is from RefSeq and is a predicted model, not a curated record. Bases 5 to 652 code for a protein of 215 amino acids.
GGACAUGAUGAGAUAUCUCUGCAUUUACUUGAUUAUCAUUUCAGCAUCAACUGCACAAGAAUGCACCAAACUAGUAGCUGAUAUAAUAUUUGCCAUUGAUCAAUCGAACAGCAUCGAAUCGGAGAAAAAAUUCAAAUUGGAACUGGAUUUCGUGGUGAAGGUGAUGAAGAACUUUGAUGUUGGUCCAGACGAGACGAGAGUUGGAGCCGUCGUGUUCAGUGACGAGGCGGACCGUGUUCUAGAACUUAAAGAUGGAAUGUCCAAGGACGACGUUAUUCAGCGAAUUCAUGGCAUUAGAUGGGACCGGGGUAAUACUUUUAUAGACAAAGCUUUUGUAAAGAUGGGGGAAGGAUUCUCGACAGAAAAUGGCGGCCGCCCUAAUCAAGUUCCUCAGAUAGCGGUGCUUGUUACAGAUGGAGUGGCAACGAAUCCUUACAGAGCUCUAAAGGAGGCCAAUAAAUUGAAAAACAAUGGAGUAGAGAUCUUCACCAUUGGUGUAAAGAGCGCUAGAUUAUCACAGUUGAACGAAUUGUCCAGUGACCCUCCUUCCCAGCACGUGCUCAGUGUGGACAGCCUGGAAGUACUGUCGUCAAUCGUCAGUACACUUUCAAAUCGAGUGUGCAGCAGUAUCAAAAGGAAACAGCCAAGAUGA